Molecule: messenger RNA, 2124 nt
Organism: Triplophysa dalaica
Lineage: Eukaryota; Metazoa; Chordata; Actinopteri; Cypriniformes; Nemacheilidae
Gene: tgm2a
Product: transglutaminase 2, C polypeptide A
Exons: 13
Coding region: 1-2124 (707 amino acids)
Biological process (GO): peptide cross-linking
Molecular function (GO): protein-glutamine gamma-glutamyltransferase activity
Source: RefSeq, a predicted model, not a curated record
AUGGUGACCCCAACACCAGCUGUAGUCAUCCAACACGGAGCGAAUCUGCCCGUCACAGGGCAAGCAUUUCCGCCUGCGACCAUGAGUGAAGUGUUUGAGAUCGAGCGCAUUGAUCUGUCAUGCGAGUUGAACAACACAGAUCAUCACACGCAGCUGAACGGUGUGGACAGACUGAUCUUGAGAAGAGGACAACCGUUCACCAUCAAUCUACACCUGCAACCGGGAACUCACUUUCAGAAUGGAGCCGACGUCAACUUCAUCGCCAAAACAGGUCCAAUACCGUCAGUGGAUAAACAGACCAAAGUGAAAUUCAGCCUCAGUAAAUUCAUCUCCAGAUCAAGCUGGAGCGCAACUUCAGAAACAACGUCUGAGAACACCGUAUCUCUGACCGUGUGCUCGCAUCCAAACACUCCUGUCGGAGUCUAUCAGCUGAUCCUGGAUCAGGGAGCGGGGGUCACUCUGGCAGAGUUUGUGUUGCUCUUUAACCCCUGGUGUAAAAGGGAUUCAGUGUACCUGUCAAAUGAAGCUGAGCGAGAUGAAUAUGUCCUUUCUCAGGACGGCCUGAUCUACCGCGGGACACCCAAACGUAUCACGGCCCUCCCGUGGACCUUUGGACAGUUCGAGGCGGGAAUACUGGACAUCUGUCUGCAGAUCCUGGAUGAAAACCCCAAAUAUAUAAGUGAUGCGGCUUUAGAUUGUUCUGAGAGGAAAAGUCCUGUGUACGUCACUCGACUGCUCAGUGCAAUGAUCAACAGUAAUGAUGAUAAAGGUGUUCUGGUGGGCAGCUGGUCAGGGGAUUAUGAGGAUGGAGUGAAGCCGACCGCAUGGAAAGACAGUUGUUCUAUCCUCCGGCAGUGGAGUGAUACAGGCUGUGGUAGGGUGCGAUACGGACAGUGCUGGGUGUUUGCGGGCGUCGCCUGCACAGUGUCCAGAGCUUUGGGAAUCCCCUGCAGAAUCAUCACUAACUUUGGAUCGGCACACGACAGCAAUGGCGACCUUUUAAUGGAGCGUUUCUACAAUGAAUUUGACGAGAACAUUUCAGGCGACUCCAUUUGGAACUUCCACGUGUGGUUGGAGAGCUGGAUGACCCGCUCAGACUUGCCUCUCGGAUACGAGGGUUGGCAAGCGAGUGACCCGACACCGCAACACAGGAGUGAUGGUGUGUACUGCUGUGGCCCGGCCCCUGUUAGAGCUGUUAAACAGGGCGAGCUCACUUUACAAAGCGAUGUUCCAUAUGUAUACGCCGAGGUGAACGCUGACAUUGUGGAGUACAUUAAACUCAACGAUGGAAGAGUGGUGAAGAUGAGCGGAUCCACUACAGAGGUGGGCAAAUUCAUAAGCACCAAAGCGGUGGGCAGAGAUGAGCGGGAGGACAUCACAUUCAGCUACAAGUAUCCAGAAGGUUCUGAGGAGGAGAGAAAGGUUUUCGAGAAAGCAAAUCAUCACAACCGACUGGCUCAGACUGGAGAGGAACCUGGUUUACACAUCAAGAUCAGAGUGACCCCGGAAAUGCAGAUCGGCUCUGAUUUUGACGUCUAUGCCGAGCUCAAGAACAACACCAUGGUCACCAAAGCAUGUCGCGUCAUGUUUUACGCUCAGGCUGUGACCUACAAUGGAAAACUUGGGGAAACGUGUGGAUUGGGAGAGUUUACAGAGAUGAAUUUAGCAUCUACUGAAGGGGGCGAGGUAACUCUUCGACUGGAGUAUGCAGAAUACAGUAAAGCCAUACUUCAAGACAGAAUGAUCAAACUAGUGGCUUUUCUCAUUGACGGAGAAACACGCGAGUUCUACAGGGCCACUAAGACCAUCGUAUUGGACAACCCUGAAAUAGUCAUUAAUAUGCUGGGUGUGCCAAAAGUGGGUCAAAACCUCGUGGCAGAUUUAGCUCUGCAGAAUCCACUGCCAGAACCUUUGGAGAACUGUGUGUUCACUGUACAAGGUGCCAACUUGACCGACGGCAAACCCAUCAUUCAUGAGGUCGGAGCAGUCGGUCCUAAAGGUUUCGCUAUCGCCAAAGUGGAGUUUACACCAAAGCUGCCGGGACCAAGAAAAAUACUGAUAGAUUUUGACAGUGACAAACUUCAUAAUAUAGAGACGUUUGAGAAUCUUGUCAUCUAUGAAUAA